AUGGAGCUCCCGAUGGUCACACCCAGCGGACAUAGCUAUGAUUUCACUUCCAUCACUGAGUGGCUUGCACGACGCCCUGUUGACCCUUUGACCUUGGCACCGCUCUCGCCCAGUGAGCUGUAUCCAAACAGAGUGCUCCAGGACGAAAUUUUGGAGCAGCUUGAAUGUUUGGCGACCAAAGCAGAAGAUGAGGGGGAUUUGGAGCUUUCCGAGGCUGCCAGGAACAAGCUGACGCACGUUCGAGCAGCUAGCAUGCCACAAGAGACGGAGGCCUUGAACAUACCGCGAUUGCAAAGAAUGAUCGACCGUUGCGCUGUUGGUGCUGCCUGGUGCAGCUUGUUGGCGUGGGAGCAGUUGCUGGUGUUCACAACAUCUUUUGGGGCAAUCCUGUGCUUACUGCUGGAUGCCCGAAACUCCCUACGACUGAAACUUGCUAUGCUAGUCGGCAGAAGCGCAUGGUCCCCAAAGCAGCCAUUGCUAGCGGCGUUUCUGAAGUAUGCGCUCUUGCCAAAUGCACCGCCGUGCCACUGGGCAUGGCCUGGAAGGGUGGCCCUUGCUGCCCUCCGCGGAAUGCUUGUCCUGUCGGUUGCUCCUAUGUGUGUGACCUUUGCGCUUGGGGGUGCACUUUCCGUGGCUCACUUCUCUGCAAAGUGCAAUGAGGUGCGAGCGGUCGAGUUUGAAAGAGCUGGACAGAACGGAUGGUUCCUUCGUUUGCUGCAGGUAUGCAGCGGCGUCACUGGCUUGUCAAGCUUUGUGCUUUUCUUACGGCUUUGCUUGGACCAGCGCGACAGCUGCAAGUGA
This is a messenger RNA of Cladocopium goreaui, 801 nucleotides long. NCBI's taxonomy places the organism in Eukaryota, Dinophyceae, Suessiales, Symbiodiniaceae. The record is from the annotation of a GenBank genome assembly.